Molecule: messenger RNA, 1924 nt
Organism: Neofelis nebulosa (Clouded leopard)
Lineage: Eukaryota; Metazoa; Chordata; Mammalia; Carnivora; Felidae
Gene: SMARCD3
Product: SWI/SNF related, matrix associated, actin dependent regulator of chromatin, subfamily d, member 3
Exons: 13
Coding region: 336-1790 (484 amino acids)
Biological process (GO): regulation of transcription by RNA polymerase II
Cellular component (GO): SWI/SNF complex; nucleus
Source: RefSeq, a predicted model, not a curated record
AGAGAGAAGAGCUGGCUUCGAUGGGGAGGGCGAGUGCGAGGCAGGACAGCCCAGGGGGUGGACGAGAAGCAGAGUGGAAAGGGGGGCCAGAGGUCCCAGCAGGGAGCCGGGCCUCGAACCCAGACGAGGCUGCGGAGAGCGAGCCGCCCCGGCCCCCCGCGGGAAACGGCAGUUCAGCGCCGCCUUUGCCGGGAGGAGCUGCGUGACCUUGGCUAGGUCGCUUUUCUCCUUGAGCCACGGUUGCCUCAUCCGUCAAGUGGGGAUGGAAGGACCCCCCUCAGUCUGUCUUGCAGAGGAGCGCGUGGAUGUGAACAUCCGCUGAAAAGCGCCCCGGGAUGCCGUCUGGAGCCCGGAUGCCCCACCAGGGGGCGCCCAUGGGCCCCCCGGGCUCCCCGUACAUGGGCAGCCCCGCCGUGCGACCCGGCCUGGCCCCCGCGGGCAUGGAGCCCGCCCGCAAGCGAGCAGCGCCCCCGCCCGGCCAGAGCCAGGCCCAGAGCCAGGGCCAGCCGGUGCCCACCGCCCCCGCGCGGAGCCGCAGUGCCAAGAGGAGGAAGAUGGCUGACAAAAUCCUCCCUCAAAGGAUCCGGGAGCUGGUCCCCGAGUCCCAGGCUUAUAUGGACCUCCUGGCAUUUGAGAGGAAACUAGAUCAAACCAUCAUGCGGAAGCGGGUGGACAUCCAAGAGGCUCUGAAGAGGCCGAUGAAGCAAAAGCGGAAGCUGCGUCUUUAUAUCUCCAAUACGUUUAACCCUGCGAAGCCCGAUGCUGAAGAUUCCGAUGGCAGCAUCGCCUCCUGGGAGCUGCGGGUGGAGGGGAAGCUCCUGGAUGACGUACGUCCUGGCCCAGCCCCACCCGCUCCCAACGCAUCCUGCCCCCACAGUCCCUGUCCUGCCCCCACGGUCCCUGUUCCUCUCCCACAGCCCAGCAAGCAGAAGCGGAAGUUCUCUUCCUUCUUCAAGAGUUUGGUCAUUGAGCUGGACAAAGACCUUUAUGGCCCUGACAACCACCUAGUUGAGUGGCAUCGCACACCCACGACCCAGGAGACGGACGGCUUCCAGGUGAAGAGGCCGGGGGACCUGAGCGUACGAUGCACGCUGCUUCUCAUGCUGGACUACCAGCCUCCCCAAUUCAAACUGGAUCCCCGCUUGGCCCGGCUGCUGGGGUUGCACACACAGAGCCGCUCCGCCAUCGUGCAGGCCCUGUGGCAGUAUGUGAAAACCAACAGGCUGCAGGACUCACAUGACAAAGAAUACAUCAAUGGGGACAAAUAUUUCCAGCAGAUUUUUGAUUGCCCCCGGCUGAAGUUUUCGGAGAUUCCCCAGCGCCUCACAGCUCUGCUGUUGCCCCCUGACCCAAUUGUCAUCAACCACGUCAUCAGCGUGGACCCGUCGGACCAGAAGAAGACGGCGUGCUAUGACAUUGAUGUGGAGGUGGAGGAGCCCCUGAAGGGACAGAUGAGCAGCUUCCUUCUGUCCACGGCCAACCAGCAGGAGAUCAGCGCUCUGGACAGUAAGAUCCAUGAGACGAUUGAGUCCAUAAACCAGCUCAAGAUCCAGAGGGACUUCAUGCUAAGCUUCUCCAGAGACCCCAAAGGCUACAUCCAAGACCUGCUCCGCUCCCAGAGCCGGGACCUCAAGGUGAUGACGGAUGUGGCAGGCAACCCUGAGGAGGAGCGCCGGGCUGAGUUUUACCACCAGCCCUGGUCCCAGGAAGCCGUCAGCCGCUAUUUCUACUGCAAGAUCCAGCAGCGCCGGCAGGAGCUGGAGCAGUCGCUGGUCGUGCGCACCACCUAGGAGCCCCUGCGGAGGAGCACCAGGAGCACCACCGAGGGCCUCCGGGCCGGGCCUGCCCCGCCCCCGGGCUCUGCCAUCGCCCCUCUGACGCCUUCCGGGUGAGGCAGGGGAAUGAUUAAAGCUCAUGCAUCUGA